Molecule: messenger RNA, 1203 nt
Organism: Podarcis muralis (Common wall lizard)
Lineage: Eukaryota; Metazoa; Chordata; Lepidosauria; Squamata; Lacertidae
Product: dehydrogenase/reductase SDR family member 4-like
Molecular function (GO): carbonyl reductase (NADPH) activity
Source: RefSeq, a predicted model, not a curated record
UUAAAGCUAAAGUGCUUUAAUAGGAAAAGUCCUCCCACUUCUUAGCCGCCCUCGGUUGCUUAACCGGGCGCUCCCCUUCCUGUUUCUCCCCACGCGGGUAGAGGAUCUCAGGCUCCAGAGUCCACGGGAGGCGGGACCCACGCGAGGCCAGGAUGUUGCGCGCCCUCGCCAGCUCCGCGCAGCCCAAGCAAGCGCUCGGUCGCCUCCUGAGGAUGAACGCAGCUGGGGCCAAGGCGCGGGGGACCCUCGCCGACAAGGUGGCCUUGGUGACCGCCUCCACCGAGGGAAUUGGCUUAGCAAUUGCCCGCCGCCUGGCCCAAGAUGGCGCCCACGUGGUUGUGAGCAGCCGCAAGCAAGCCAACGUCGACCGGGCCGUCGCUGAGCUCCAGACGGAGAACCUGAGCGUCUCGGGGUUGGUGUGCCAUGUGGGGAAAGCCGAAGACAGACAGCGCCUUAUCAACGCGGCCCUGGAGCGCCACGGAGGAAUCGACAUACUGGUCUCCAACGCGGCAGUGAAUCCCUUUUUUGGCUCCACUCUGGAUGCCACAGAAGAAGUCUGGGACAAGAUUUUUGACAUCAACGUGAAGGCUGCAGCCCUGCUGAUCAAACUGGUCGUACCUCACAUGGAGAAAAGGGGAGGCGGCUCCAUUGUUAUCGUCUCCUCCAUCGCUGCUUAUUCCCCGUUUCCGGGCUUGGGCCCCUACAACGUCAGCAAGACAGCGCUCCUGGGCCUCACACACACCCUGGCUUCCGAACUCGGCCCCAGAAACAUCCGUAUCAACACACUGGCCCCCGGCCUGAUCCGCACCAAGUUCAGCUCAGCUCUCUGGCAGGACAAAACCACAGGGGACAAAUUGAUGGAAACCAUGAGGAUACGGAGGAUGGGAGAGCCGACGGACUGCUCUGGCAUAGUCUCCUUCCUCUGUUCCCCGGACGCCGACUACAUCACAGGGGAGACCGUGGUGGUGGCUGGGGGGGCCCCAUCCCGUCUCUGAUGUGAUGGCGGGGGGGUCCGGCCUGCCUUCCUACUCAGCCAUGGGAACGACCAGAUGGAUGCUUUUGCAUUGCCCACUAUGCACCCCAGGAGUAAAGAUGUGGGGAUGUUGACUGAGGGGGGAGGGGGUGCUUGGCUACUGGAAGUGGGGGGCACAGUUGCUCCCCCAGAGGGGAGAUGACAGGGCGAGACACAGGCGUCCCUCCCAG